AACGAUUUUGGUUGCGCAGAAAAAAUGAUUUUCUUGAAAAUUUGUGUGCUUUUACUCUUCAUUGAUUUUGGAUUUGGUUAUAUUAUACGAAUAGGUGAUUCGGACGAAGAAAUUGUUGAUGGGUGGCAUUUGUAUCUUCGUGGAGCGUAUUCAAAAAAUUUAUAUGUAUGUGAAGGCAUAUUUAUUCAUGGACAAAUUUUUUUAACUGAUCCUUAUUGUAUUCAUAGCAUUAUAAAGCAAUACGCAAUAAACGAAGUCUUUAUCAGUAACUCUCCAGACAAAUCCAGUACACGUAUUCCCGUAGAUUUGAAAGCUAAUUUAUAUUAUAACGAGAAUUUAAGUAAUGGUUACGACGAAUCUAGGAGGCAAACUGUGUUUAUAGUAACUAAGGAACAAAUUGUUAUUAAUCAUGACCAUGAAGAAUUCAUAGAGCUUCCGAAAAAUGUAAAGGAUGUUGAUUUUUCAAGCUGUUUUCUCCGAGAACAUGGCAAAUAUGUUGCAUCUGUCAGUCCUUGUUCGGUUGAAGAUCAUAACAAUGUCAUAAUUUGUAGUUACAAUUCUCACGUAAGUGUGGGAGCUUUAGUAAUAUGUCGUUUAAAAGAUCAUCCUAUGACACUAGUUCUAGUUGGUAUUUCGUCUCAACACAAAUUUUUGAAAAAUAACGGCACUAAAUCAUCAAUAGAGCUUGAAAACUACUGGAGUGUUGUAACCGCACUUUAA
This is a messenger RNA of Cotesia congregata, 720 nucleotides long. NCBI's taxonomy places the organism in Eukaryota, Metazoa, Arthropoda, Insecta, Hymenoptera, Braconidae. The record is from the annotation of a GenBank genome assembly.